Molecule: messenger RNA, 1155 nt
Organism: Brassica oleracea var. oleracea
Lineage: Eukaryota; Viridiplantae; Streptophyta; Magnoliopsida; Brassicales; Brassicaceae
Exons: 4
Coding region: 1-1155 (384 amino acids)
Source: RefSeq, a predicted model, not a curated record
AUGGAAUCAAACAUCAAUUCUGCGGUGGAGGUUGAAACUGUGAGAAAUGAAGAAGGCCAAGAUGUGUUUGAUCGAUUUUAUGUGUGUCUAGAUGUGUUGAGGAGAACAUGGAAAUCGACUUGUAGGCCAAUACUAGGAGUUGAUGGUUGCUUCUUAAGAGGAAAAAAGAAAGGUCAAUUGUUGGUUGCUCUAGGUCGCGAUGAUGAUAAUGCCAUCUAUCCUAUAGCAUGGGGUGUUGUACAAGUUGAAAACACUGAUAAUUGGUUAUGGUUUGUGAAGAACAUCAAGGCAGACUUGGCUUUAGAUGAUGGUGAUGGGAUUGAUCAAGUCUGUAAAAACAGAGCUACCAAAGAUUCAGCAUUGAAUGUGUGUCAGACAUAUAUAUAUAGAAACGUGAAGGCCAAACAUGGGAAGAAAACUGAGCCGAAGAAACUAAUUUGGUGGCUUGCAUGGAGAUAUAACGAGGCAGAAUAUAAGGAAAGGCUUGACUGUGUGUUCAACUAUGAUUCAGAGGUAUUUGAAGAUGUUAUGAAGACAAAUCCAACUUCUUGGGUAAUGCGGUUUUACAAGAUGGGAAAUUUAUGCGAGGAUGUUGAGAACAACUCUACAGAAUCUUUCAACAGCUCUAUAGUUCAAGCGAGAGAGAAGCUUUUAGUUCCAAUGUUAGAAACAAUUGCGCGUCUGGCGAUGGUCUGUAUAGCUGCUCGAGAUGUAAAAGCUACCAGCCACAAACACAUAUGUACUCCUUAUGUGAUUGAGUAUCUUCAAGAGCAACAUAAGAAGGCUGCAGAGUGUGUGAAGCUCAAGAUUUUGUCUGUCACUGGUUCGAACCAGACAUCAACGUGGAGAAAGACUUAUCAAGAGGGUAUAAUUCCAAUAAGAGGAGCACGGUUCUGGCCAAGUUCAUCAGCUCUGUCAGUUCAUCCAACCCCUGAUCCUGAUCAACCUGGCCGCAAAAAGAAGAAUGCAGAGGAGAAGAGGAAGAAAAGUGUUAAUGAGUGGCCAGUGAAGAAGAAAGCUAAAACUCUGAAGCGAAUAAUGCAUUGCGGAAUUUGUGGUGAGGCCAACUACAACUCUCGGUUCCAUAAAAAGGGUCAGAAGGAUGGAACAUCACAAAUCGAAGCUUCCCAAGGGCUAGUUGCUCAAGAGAUCUAG